CUGACUGUGCUUGUACUUGUACAAAAAUAAUAAUGAAUGUUGACAAAGUCAUUACUUAUUUAAUAUAAAUUAAUAAUACAGUAAUAAUGCAAUCAAUAAGAAUAGCCAAGAAAACACUAGCAAUGGCUGUUGUUUUAAGUAUAAUAUGGUUUUUGUUUUUUUGGAGUCACAUUGGAAUCUUAAGUUUUGAAAAUGUUGGUUCCAAAGCUAUUCCAUUGGCUGUCAAAAACAAAUUAUGCUCUGUGAAUUAUGCUGACUACCGUUCUAAUGUCAAUAACAACAAUACUUUGAAAAUGAUCUACUAUGUAACACCAACUUAUCCAAGGCCAGAACAAGUGCCAGAACUGACGAGGCUUGCGCACACUUUAAUGCAUGUGCCUCGAAUCCACUGGAUAAUUGCUGAUGACCAACCUUUAUGUUCAGAUGUGGUGUUGAAUAUUCUCAGGCGUACUAAUCUACCAUUCACACAUAUAUCUAGUCCAAAACCUUUUCUGUAUAAAGGCACCAAUUUCCCUCGUGGAGUAUCAAAUCGUAGAGCUGCUGUUGCCUGGCUUCAAGAAAAUGUUUCGGACGGUAUUCUUUAUUUCGGUGACGAUGACAAUACAGUCGACUUAGAAUUGUUUGACGAGAUAAGAAAUACGAAGAAAGUAUCCAUGUUCCCUGUUGGCCUUAUCGGUGGAUAUGGAGUAUCAUCGCCUGUUGUUAAGAAUGGAAAGGUAGCUGGAUUUUUUGACUCAUGGCCGGGUUCAAGAACUUUUCCUGUGGACAUGGCAGGUUUUGCUGUCAAUAUGAAAUUCCUAAAACCAUCAGCCUCAAUGCCCUACAUUGCCGGUCAUGAAGAAGACAAAUUCUUGGUUAGUUUGGAUUUGAAAAUGGAAGACAUCGAACCAUUAGCAGAUAACUGUACGAAAAUACUCGUCUGGCAUACAAAGACUGCUAAAUAUAAGAAGCCAACAGUAAAGAUUAAUCUGAAACAAUUUGACGGAGAGCCUAAAUUCCAGAACUUCGUCAAUCUUCUCAAAGAGACCUCGAGACUAGGUAUGGCAAGUAUAGAAUCUAAUAAUGGAACCAAACCAUAUAUUAUUCGUGAUCGUAAAAGCUAUGAAACUCUUACUGGUUUACAGUAGAUUUUAACAUGAACAAUGUAUCUUAUGAUAGCUAUUGAACCUAUUGAAAUUCAACUAUUACUAUGUUACAUUUAAAUGUAUAUUGUAAAUUACAUGCAAUAUACAAAUUUAUUUAUUCAUAUUAUCAGUUAUGAUCUCGGUGUUUCCAUUGUCUUUUUCUUGGUUAUGUCUUUGAAAUAAUAGGGGUUACAUUUGACUCUGGUACCUUUAGGUAUAAAAUGGAAACAAUAGUACAAUUAGAUGCAUUUUAUGAGUACAUUUUUAAAAGUAUCUUAGUAAAUUUAUAGACUCGUCCAUAAGGAAAGUCUUAUUUUGUUUGUUACUUGUAUGGUUUCAUUCUUUCUGUGUAUCAUAAUUGUUUAGUCGAGCUGUGAUAUAGCAAGUUUGGAUGUUAUAUGGAGCUAUCGGAGCUUAGAUAAAAGUUUAUAAUAUAUGUGCAUAGUAUCGGAAUGAAAUUUAAUAAAGGUUUUUUUUCUGUAAACUACAUUGCUUGAGAAUUUAAACUAAAGUUUCACAUCAUCGAAGUAUAGUAGAUAUGUUGUCUUUAUCACUUCUCUAUGCCUAUAAAUAAACUGUUUGCUAUUGCUUCAUUCAAAUAAUGUAAUCAAAUUUGAAGUCAUAUAUUUCAUGAAUAAGUCUAUGAAUUGGUAAAUCAAAUUUAUUCUUCGACAAAGAUGUAAGAAAAACUAUUUUAUGUUAAAUGAGCACCCUAUUACAAUUUACUAUUAUGUAUUUUGUUCCAAAUACAUAAAUAUAUAUAUAUUAAUAUCAUUUACUUUAUUUUGAAAAAUCAUUACUCGAAUCAUUUAUGGAUUAUUGUCUCGUAUGAAAAUGAAAUGUGUGUUGUUUUGUUAAAUAUGUAUAAGAAGUUAGUUAUCCUAAUUUACACAUAUAUUUUGAAUUGUUUUUAUUUUUUUUUAAUUGAUAUUUCUUUUGAGAUUUUGUCAUGACAGCGGAUCAUUUACGUCCAAUAAAUUUUGCAGUUGUUAAUAAUUGUUAUAAAUGGAGUUAUAGGGUUUAGUCAAACCUUAGUUUAGUUUAAAACAAUACAGUAAUACAUAAUACUUAAUUUACGUAAACAUAGCUAUAGUUUUCUUAAUUUAAUAUAUUUUUUGUUGAUAAAAUAUGAAAUUAGAAACCUUAAGAGCGAGUUUACACGGUUACCUUGUAAUAAUUCUGCAAUAAUUUUGCUUGAAUAUUUUAGUGAGCAUUUAUAGUUGAUUUGUGAGAUCAAAAUCUCUAUAAACGUCAUUCCUCUCAUUAUCUUUAACAAUAUAUUUUAACUGGAUAUUUUGGUCUCAGAUCAACGUAUAUUUGGCUAAUCAAAUUACUAUGUUUAAAGUUGCAAUAAAUAAUGGUAUUACAUAAAUAGUUCGUAUAUAACGAUUUAGUUGGAAUAUUCAUGUUGUUAUACAUAAAAUUAUGUAGAUUUAAAAUAAUAGAAAUAAUGUUACAGCUUCUCGUCAUACUGAAGUUAGCAAUAAUUUUAUGAUCCUUAAUAUAAUAAAAAAAAAACUUAUGGAAAAUACCAAAA
Molecule: messenger RNA, 2661 nt
Organism: Papilio xuthus (Asian swallowtail)
Lineage: Eukaryota; Metazoa; Arthropoda; Insecta; Lepidoptera; Papilionidae
Product: galactosylgalactosylxylosylprotein 3-beta-glucuronosyltransferase S
Exons: 4
Coding region: 87-1127 (346 amino acids)
Biological process (GO): chondroitin sulfate proteoglycan biosynthetic process; carbohydrate metabolic process
Cellular component (GO): Golgi membrane
Molecular function (GO): galactosylgalactosylxylosylprotein 3-beta-glucuronosyltransferase activity
Source: RefSeq, a predicted model, not a curated record